ACCUCAUGGAUGUUCGACUUCGCAAGGCAUUUCGCUAUCCCGAUGAUUUGGAUGAUGAACGUGAGGAGCUUGACGAGGAAGAACAGGAGCGAGUGAUCCAGCAGUUGCAAGGCCAAAAUGAGGCGCGCAACGCCCAGUACAGUAUGAUCUUCACUGGAAUUCCAUUGUUCUCGGCCACCGUCUUCGUGCCCUCGAUGCUGUCUGCCUCGACUGCUGGUGAGGCUUUUCUGUCUCUGCUGGGCAUCUUCUCGCUGUUGAGCUCGGCCUACACCAUGAGGCGUGCUCCUCUCUACCCCGAUCGCAAGGGAAAGAAGCCCCUGUUGGCUGAAGAUGAGCGUUUGACCUGGCUUUUAUCUGCCCUGGUUCCCGUCAAUGGCGCAGUAUGCUUGUUGCUAACGGCCUGUUUCUUCAUCGGGGCGGGUUCAUCCUAUACGAUCCGCCCUGUUCUCUACCUGAUUCCUGGAGCCAUGCUCGCCGUAAUCUUGCUCGCUAGAGAAACAAUGCUCUCGGUUGAUCUAUCGGCUCUCAAAGAUCUUCAGUACGAGUACAAAGGCGCCUAA
Messenger RNA from Penicillium cinerascens, 560 nucleotides. RefSeq lists its product as uncharacterized. Bases 6 to 560 code for a protein of 184 amino acids. The transcript has 3 exons. NCBI's taxonomy places the organism in Eukaryota, Fungi, Ascomycota, Eurotiomycetes, Eurotiales, Aspergillaceae. The record is from RefSeq and is a predicted model, not a curated record.